Molecule: messenger RNA, 1379 nt
Organism: Scomber japonicus (chub mackerel)
Lineage: Eukaryota; Metazoa; Chordata; Actinopteri; Scombriformes; Scombridae
Product: ectonucleoside triphosphate diphosphohydrolase 5-like
Exons: 14
Coding region: 48-1355 (435 amino acids)
Biological process (GO): nucleoside diphosphate catabolic process
Cellular component (GO): membrane
Molecular function (GO): GDP phosphatase activity; UDP phosphatase activity
Source: RefSeq, a predicted model, not a curated record
GCGAGUCAGCUGUGAGGAGAGCUGCUAGUUCAACAUCAUGAGUGAAGAUGAAGCCCAGCUUGUCACUGCCACCACCGCUGCUGCUCCUGGUCCUGCUGGCUGUUGCGGGGCUGAGCCGAGCCCAGGUGAAGACGUCUCUCCUGGACCUGACUAGCAUGAGGAGCGUCCUCCCCAAUCUCAGCCGCCCGGCAAACCUCAGCCGCAUCUUCUACGCAGUGAUGUUUGACGCAGGGAGCACGGGGACACGCAUCCACGUCUACACCUUCAUCCAGAGUGACUCAGAGGAGCUGCCUGUUUUGGACAAUGAGAUGUUCCAUUCCGUAAAGCCCGGUUUGUCGGCAUAUGCUGACUCCCCUGAAGUGGCUGGACACACAGUGAGGAUGUUGUUGAAGGUGGCCAAGAAGACUGUGCCUCGUCUGGAGUGGAAGAGGACUCCAGUGAUCCUCAGAGCCACAGCUGGACUUCGACUGCUGGCCCCAGAGAAAGCCCAGGCUCUUCUGGACCAGGUUCAACACGUGUUUGAUGAAUCUCCUUUUUUGGUUCCAGACAACAGCGUCAGCAUUAUGGACGGCACAAACGAAGGAAUCCUGGCUUGGAUAUCUGUGAACUUUCUGACAGGUCACCUGCAUCCACAAACCAAAAAGACAGUGGGAAUCUUGGAUUUGGGAGGUGGAUCUACACAGAUAACUUUCCUGCCAAAGCUGAGGAAAACCAUUGAUAGUGUUCCUGUCGGUGAUUACAUUGUCGGAUUUGACCUCUUGAACUCGUCAUUUGAAUUGUACACUCAUAGUUACCUGGGAAAUGGACUGAUGGCAGCUCGUCUGGCUGCACUGGGGGCUCUGGGUGCAGAAGGGUUGGAGUGGCGGGUGUUCAAAAGUUCCUGCCUGCCAAAGAAGUUUCAGGAUGAAUGGAGCUUUGGAGGGAUUACCUAUCAAGUGAGCGGAGACCCAGAUGGUUAUUCAGGAUACAAGCACUGUUAUCAGGAAGUACUUAAGGUGGUGAAGGGGAUUAUUCAUCAGCCGUAUGAGCUCGAAGACAGCAAUGUUUUCUAUGCAUUCUCCUAUUACUUUGACAGAGCUGUGGAUGCAGGCCUUAUCGACGGGGUCAAAGGAGGGAUGCUGGAGGUCAGAGAUUUCAAGAAGAGAGCUAAAGAAGUGUGCAAUAAGAUGACCAAGAACUCUGUCGGCAAUCCUUUCCUGUGCAUGGACUUGACCUACAUCACCUGUCUGCUCAAGGAUGGGUUCGGCUUUAAGGAGAACACCAUGCUGCAGUUGACCAAGAAAGUGAACAACGUGGAGGCAAGCUGGGCUCUGGGCGCCACGUUGGACCACUUCCACAACCUGAAGAUCCACUGAGGACGAGGGAGGCGGCGCUCAUUA